This is a messenger RNA of Paraglomus occultum, 426 nucleotides long. NCBI's taxonomy places the organism in Eukaryota, Fungi, Glomeromycota, Glomeromycetes, Paraglomerales, Paraglomeraceae. The record is from the annotation of a GenBank genome assembly.
AUGUUAUGUCUCUGCACACCCGAGCAAGCAAUUGAUGUUGGAGGGAAAGUCAUGCUCGUACAGCGUAAUCUUAGUGAUCGGAUUAACCGUAAGCACGCACGUCUGAAGUAUACAAUUGAUGAUCACAGUUUGAAAUGGUUCCAUGAGGAGGUCGAAAAUAGGUUAGGUUACAAACUGCAACCACCUCGAGAGUUUAUUUUCGACAGUAACGCGGAUGGACCAAGGAAGCCAAUGAUAACUGGAGUAUAUCGAGAACGGACGUCCAAGCCACAGAUCGAAGGUCUGUUGAAGGAGUAUAAACUGGACAGUCUUCAAUAUACGGGUAUACGAUUGAUUCGAUGUCUUGCGUGGCUUUACCAACAUGUGGUCUUGCUAUGGCCGAAACUGAGAUAUUUACCGACACUUGUUGAGAAGAUCGAUCGUUGA